Molecule: messenger RNA, 2068 nt
Organism: Planococcus citri (citrus mealybug)
Lineage: Eukaryota; Metazoa; Arthropoda; Insecta; Hemiptera; Pseudococcidae
Product: vesicular glutamate transporter 3-like
Exons: 10
Coding region: 80-1570 (496 amino acids)
Biological process (GO): monoatomic anion transport; transmembrane transport
Cellular component (GO): membrane
Molecular function (GO): transmembrane transporter activity
Source: RefSeq, a predicted model, not a curated record
CAGCCAAACACGUGAGUAAAUUUCAAACGAAAUGUGUUUCAUUUAACUUUCACCAACAUCGAGAAUAAAAACUGACAAAAUGACAUCCGAAGAUAUCGCAGAACGAGAAAAAGAUACAUUGUUACUAAGACUGCAACGAGAGAAAUACGUAAAUUUGAAACCACCGCCAUCGCCAAUACUAUACUCUAAACGAUUUAUCGUAUCGGUGUUAUUAUUUUUCGGUCACGUUAUGAUCGCAAUGGGUAGCCAAGUGAUCCAUAUAGCUGCAGUUGAAAUGACAUCGAAAAACGAUCAUACAAAUCAGUCAUCAACAAACGACUCAACAUUUCUAAAAUUGUUAUUCGAGCCAACAGUAUAUCAAUGGGACACGAUAACUAUCGGUGCAGUUCAAAGUAUGUUUUGGUAUGGAUGUUCGUUCAGCCCAAUCGGUGGAGUUCUAUCCCAAAAAUUCGGAGGUGCAACGAUCAUGGGGGUAACGAUGAUGAUGGUGGCAGGAGCUCUUCUCCUCACUCCACUCGGCCUCCGAAUACACUUCUAUUUAUUCCUCGGACUUCGAAUACUGGUCGGCGUACUCGAGGGUUUCAGCACCACAAGCUGUGCUCCAAUAUUCGCGCACUGGAUACCGAAGCAAGAAAGAUCCAUUUUAGUAUCAUCCAUCGUCAACGGAUUCUAUUUUGGAAACGCGUUUACUUUUAUUUUAUGCGGUUUUCUAGCUCAUCGUUGGGGUUGGCCGAUGUCAUUCUACGGCGCAGGUAUCAUCUGCUUCUGUUGGUCUCUAUUAUGGUUACUAAUUGUCACCAAUGAUCCAGCUGAAGACAGGACGAUCUCCCAAAAAGAACUCGCGUACAUAAAAAAUACAACAGAAAGUAUUUGUCCUGCAGCCAAGAAGGAUCAUCCGUACAAAGAAAUCCUCUUAUCUCCUCCAUUUUGGGCAUUGACUCUCUGCUACUUCGCUUACAGCUGGGCGACUGCAUUUGUUGUAGGAUAUUGCCCCAUGUAUAUUAAAGAUGUGACACAAAACAGUACAAAUGUCGUGGGAUACCUUUCAUCCAUUCCAAAUAUAGCCAACAUGUUCAUAAUACCAAUCAGUGGAAUAUUACUGAAUAAGACUCAAAAAACAAUUAAAUUACGGGAUAAUCAAAUCCAUAAAAUCACAGUUAGUGGAGGAUUUGCGAUUUCUGCGGUAUUGUUUGCUUUAAUCCCAUUGGCAAAUGACUUCAACGUGUCAAUGAUUUGUGCUGUAAUAAUCAACGUUCUCGUUUCUGUUAACAGGGUUGUUUUCGAAUUGAUCAAGGUUAGCAUGGCACCUAAUCAUUCCAGCUUGAUUUCUGGUAUGUCGUUAAUUGGUCAAUCUUCCGGUGCGGUAAUUGCUCAAAUGUUCGUAGGGUAUAUGGUACAAAAUCACAGCAUAGCAGAAUGGAAUACGUGCUUUUUUUGGUCAACAGGAGUAUUAGUACUGACAGCAUCAUUUUAUCUCAUUUCCGGAUCCAGUGAACCACAAUCAUGGUCCAUGCUUUCUCAAUCUCAAGAGACAUAUCAAGAAGAUAAGGCUCGGGGUGCAAAUCAAUGAUUUUUAUCCACUGUUUAAAAUAGAUAAAUAUUGAAUGUGUCAUACAUAUCAUAGAAUUCGAAUUGGAGGUUGGAAUUUUUCACCCCCCCCCCCCCCCACCCGUCCCUUGAAGUUGUUACCUCGGAUGAGAAAACAAUUUCCCAUAUUCCCCCCUCUAUUUUGAAAAAGUGCUGCCAGGAGCUCUGAAGUAAAAAAAAGUUUUUUUUUAAAGUAACUUUACAGUUCAUCCAAAAAUUUUCCAUUUUUUUCAGAAUUUUUCUCAAUAAUCUUUUUUUCAAAAAAAAAUUCCUCCAGUACUCCUAAAUCUACGACGACCUUAAAUAAUUUAGAAAAAAUUAAGAAAAAUAAAAUGAUCAAAAUCAGUGAAAGUUUUCUAAAAGCUACUGAUUUCCGCGCCAAAAUUCUUCAUGUCUGUCUCAUCCUUGAACACAUACCCCCAAAGUUGAGAAAAAAAUUGAUAAAACUGAUAAUUUAAAAAAAAUUCUCACUCACGAACCU